AUGACACAUGAAAACAUGAGCAAAUCAACCAACGACUACGUUAUAGUCUGGCUAGAUGCUACUAUUGAAAAUAGUAAAGGAAGUCAAGACACAAAAGCACUUAUACGACAAUUGGUUCGAGGUCGAUUACGAACAUUUGAUGAUUCAAAUAAAUGUGUAGAUGAUAUAACCAGUGACCUGUCGGAAAAACGAAUAUUUCUUAUUGUUUCUAAUGCUCUUGGUAAAAAUGUUGUUCCACAUAUAUAUGAAAUACCAGAAAUCCAAAUGAUAUACAUAUAUUGUAAUAAUCGAAUAGCAGCAGAAGCAUGGGCUAAAUCAGAUUAUAAGAUUUCUGGUAUUUUCACAAAAAAACAAGAACUUUUACAACAAAUUCGAGAUAUCGUUGCUAUGUGUGAUCAAGACCAUCAUAUUCCGAUGAGUAUCUUUCAUCGUACGGAUCGUGAAAAAUCAUUAAAAGACUUAAGUCAACAAAGUGUAACUUCUAUGUGGUAUCAAUUAAUACUAGAAGUUCUUCGAUCGAUGGCAAAAUAUGGAGAUUCAAAAGCUGAAAUGAUUGAAGCAUGUCGAACAAGUUAUCAUGAUAAUAAAAUUGAACAAAAUAAAAUAGAUCAAUUUGAAGAAGAUUAUUCCCCAGCGAGAGCAUUUCAUUGGUAUUCAUCUGACAGUUUUGUAUAUCGAUUAUUGAACAAAUCUUUACGUACACAAGAUAUUGAAAUUAUAUUUAAAUUUCGAUUUUUUAUUAAUGAUCUUCAUAAUGAGUUGGAAAAACUUUAUUAUCAAUAUAUAAAUAUUCAUUCUUCUAAUCCUAAUCAUCAUUUAACAGUUUAUCGUGGUCAAUUUUUAAGUAUGACAGAACUUGAUCGACUUAAACAGAGUGUAAAUGAACUUAUAUCAAUGAAUAGUUUCUUAAGUGCUUCAUUAAAGCCAAUAGUUGCUGAAAUUUUUGCAGGUACAAACAGUCAAUUGAAUGAUCCAUCAGCAUCGCAAUCAGUUCUUUUCAUAAUUGAUAUUAAUAAUAUGAGUAAAGAAAUGAAACCAUUUGGAUUUAUACAAAAUUAUGCAUGUAAUCCAGAUGAAAAUGAAGUACUUUUUUCAAUGGGUGCUAUUUUUAAAGUUCACUCAGUUCAAGAACAUGAUAAAAUGUGGCAUGCUCAUUUAGAAUUAAGUAAAGUACAAAAUCAAUUCGGUCGAGAUCUCUUAGAUCAUAUGUUGAAACAAAUCAAAUGUGAUCCAGGUCCAUUAUCAUUCGGUUGGUUUCUGUUUCGAAUGAAUGACUUUGCCAAAGCUGAACGUUAUGCAAUGUGGAUGAUGAAACAACUUCCACAAAAUGAUAUACAAAUUGGAGAUGCUUACAAAUUACUUGGCCUUAUUUAUAAAGAUACAAAUAGAUUAGAUCAAUCUAUUAAAAGUUAUGAGACAGCCCUUAAUAUUUAUUCUUAUUUGGGUUAUCAGGAUAGUCCUCGAGCUAUUGCUACUCAUUGUGAUCUUGGUUUGACUUAUUUAGCUCAAAAAGAUAAUCGAUAUGCAUAUGACGAACAAAUAAAAGCCGAGGAGAAGUUGUUCAAAUCCUUACCAACAAUGCAUCCAUUACUUAUAGCUACAGUGGAUAGUCUCAAAGCCAAAAUUCUAAUAGAAUUUGAUGAUUAUUCAGAUGCUUUAAAAAAUCUUCAACAAGUUUUACAGAGAAAACGGCAGCUAUUACCAGCAAUCCAUUCAUCGAUUGCAUCAACGUUGAAUAUGAUAGGUAUUGUGUAUGAAAAAAUGGGCAAUGAUGUCGGUGCACUUAAAUAUUUUCAAGAAGCAUUGGAUAUUGGUGAGAAAAGCUUAAUCGAUGAUCAUUUUGAUUUAGUCGAAUAUCAUAUAAAUGUUGGUCGUAUUUAUAAGAAACGUGGAGAAUUUCAACGUGCUUCGAAACAAGUUGAAUUAGCACAAAAAAUUAAGACAAGUCACGAGACAAGACCUGAUGAUGAUGGUGCUAUUUUUUUAAAUUAA
Messenger RNA from Rotaria sordida, 1992 nucleotides. The record is from the annotation of a GenBank genome assembly. Lineage: Eukaryota; Metazoa; Rotifera; Eurotatoria; Philodinida; Philodinidae.